Molecule: messenger RNA, 3776 nt
Organism: Entelurus aequoreus (snake pipefish)
Lineage: Eukaryota; Metazoa; Chordata; Actinopteri; Syngnathiformes; Syngnathidae
Gene: lsp1a
Product: lymphocyte specific protein 1 a
Exons: 16
Coding region: 809-2110 (433 amino acids)
Biological process (GO): muscle contraction
Molecular function (GO): myosin binding; actin binding; calmodulin binding
Source: RefSeq, a predicted model, not a curated record
AAGGCUGUCCACAAGGUUGCGGAGUGUGUUUAUAGGAAUUUUCCACCAUUCUUCCAUUGGUCAGGACUCUGUGCAGGCCAGUCAAGUUCAUCCACACCAGACUCUGUCAUCCAUGUCUAUAUGGACCUUGCUUUGUGCACUGGUGCACAGUCAUGUUGGAAGAGGAAGGGGCCCGCUCCAAACUGUUCCCACGAGUGCACCGAUUCAUCUCCUGAUGGAACAGGACCGAGAGCAUCUCCACCGUGAACCCAACAGAACCAGAGACCUAAAUUGAAAGCCGUUUGCCACUCCAGGAGUUUCUCCUUACAAGGGCACCGACUUCAUGGUGUCAACACUUUGGAACGUUCCAGAAGGGGAGGGAGAUUCCCUCUUGGAGGAGCCACGAGCACACAAACAAGUUCCGUGGCACCCAGUGUGACCUCACUCGGCAGGAAUGUGAGCUUGGAGCAGGUCGUGUUCCAACACGUGUCCAGAAGAACCUUGUCCAGGACCUUCUGGGCUGGACUUCUCCAGCCUCACAAGGGCCGCUGGGGCGUGCAUGAAGAAGUGGAGUGUAGUGUCCCAGCAGCGUGACGAUCAUACGAUUCAUGGUUCCUCGUAUGAAACUCACCGCAGGUCACAUUCCACACGAGUCACAUGACCUGCUGCUCCCGUUGUCCUGGGGAACACGCCGUGGAGGAUCAGCACAAGGCUGACAGCGCAGAGGAGCAUUGAAGACGCACAGGAAGUGGAGAGGGAGCGUCGGCGGCGAGCUCGCGAGACGUCCUGUCGCAGGAACAGCGACUCAGCGCCUGCAGAAGAGAAUGACAUGUGCGAGGACGACUUCAAGCCCAGCAGCUCUCCUUCCUUAGAGGAGGACGAGGGCUUCAGCGACUGGACGCAGCGGCGAGAGAGGCGGAGGCAACAGCGCCUCCAGGAGGUCGUCCGCCGAGGCGAAGAGGACGAAGAGGAAGAGCGCGCCGCCGGCAAAGCGUCCUCCGCUCGCCUGAUACGCGACGAUAAAGACGCGCAGGUGGAGACGAGGAACGAGGUCGCCCAAAAGGAGAUCGGAGACACCAGAAGACCGUCGUUCACCUCCAAAGUUUUCCUCGUCCAGGAUCCCAAACACUCUGAUACGCACGCAGCCCACCAGGAAUCAUCCCCCGAGAACCAACCCCGGAAGUCUGCCAGGUCCGGAGAGCAGGGUGAGGCAGACGCCAUCGCGGAGGCCGAGCGGCGCCUGCAGAGGAUCCAUCGAGGCCUCCAGGAGAAGGAGAGCCAGGAGGCGGAGCUGCUGAGGCGGAGGCAGGCGGAGGCGGAGCAGGAGCUGGACGAGCUGAAUAGGAGGCGUGAGCUGAGGCGCCAUGUCCGCCAGGAGGAGGAGCGACGCAGGGAGGAGGCGGAGCGGCAGCGGCUCGCCGAGGAGGAGGCGGAGCAUCAGAGGAUGAAGGAGGAUAUGGAGAGGAGGAGGACGCACGCCGCGGCGAGGAUGAAGAGCAUGAGCGAGCGUGACGCCGACGACGCCUUCUGCCCCUUCACCCCCAAGACGUCCACCCACAAAAUCACAGAGAGGACAGAAUCUCUGAACCGCUCUCUGAAGAAAAGUAACAGUUUUAAAAAGACCCAGGCGCUCGUCCUGGUGAGCAAGAUCGACGACAAGAUGGAGCAGUACGCCCACGCUGUGGAGACCUCUCAGGAACCUCGAGGGGCGAAAACGCCGAUGGUCGACAUUCCCAACUCGCUGGAGGUGGUCACUUCCAAGAAGAACCUCUUCGAGGCUGGCCAGGCCUGGACCAGCAGUCCCGCUAAAACACCGUCAGGCAAGGACACUGAUGGGUUAAAGGUGGGCGUGGCCAAUCUGAUCACUCAGUGGGUCAAAGGUCAGCCUGACUCCAGCCGAUCCUCACAGAGCCGACCCGAAGAGGUGAAGUACGGGGACGUGAUGCAGAAGAAGAACAUGUGGGAGAUCAUCGCAGAUCCUUCAGGGAAGCCCGCACAAAACACGAAGGGCUCCGCGGAAAACAAGAAGUACAAGUUCGUGGUGACCGGACACGGCAAAUACGAGAAGAUGGCCGCUGGGCGUGGGGACGUCUCCGAUGCGGACUCUGGUGAGACACAUAUUUCCUUGUAACAAUACACUGCUUCCUCUUCCUGUCUACAGCCCUCAGCCUUCUGGGUAAUGUAGUAUAUCAAUAUUUACUUCCUGGUUGACAUCUAGUUAAAUAUUUAUUUAACAUGUAUUUACCCAGGGUAAGACAAUUAAGAACAUUACACAUAGGCAGCAUUUACAUGUUAGAGAUGUUAGAGUGUGAUGAUAAUCUCUCAUUUACCAACACAAAUGAGCGCUAUAGUUCGCUCUCAAAUUUAACAAAUGUUUUUAACGUGCGGGGGUAAAUGUGUUGGAACAUAAACGAAUGUUUAAGAUGGACAAACACUUUUCAAGCGUAAAACAUACACGGAGAAUGUCUGCAACUUGUGGACAAAAAGGAAGUUUCUGGUGGCGUUUUUUUCUGUAAUUAUAAUUAUUACUGUUAUUAGUUAUAAUGAAUGAAAACAGUACAGUUAUUUGACAAUGAGCGCUUAGUAUGUGCAAUUACUGCCAUUUAGUGUCUACUUUUAAGUAUAAACAUCAAUACAGUAUUUGUUUUCAGUUUUUUUUUGUUGAGGUUGAGUUACAAGGAACACUUAAGACAUGGAUCACAAAUUCAUCAAAUCAAAAUGUUCUUAACAAAAAUAAAUAAGCCUCAAAACAUUUCUACGUUUGCUGCAACUUUCUGAAAAAGCUGCCAGCAAUCCAAGCAUUUUCGGCAACGACAAUCACAAAAAAAAAGCCAACGAAAUCCUGGAAUGAUUGCAUAAUGACAUAAUUUGUCAAAGUUAGGGAUUGGUACCAAUUACCGGUACCUCGGAUCCGAUACCAAUUUUCAGUAUUUUAGUAAAUGUUCUGUCCAGUUGUUAUAUCUAGGUUUUAUUAUCCUACGUGAGUCUCAUUUGCAAUGCAGUUGCACUAUCACGACACUAGAUGGCAGUACGGUGUAGGCCAUCUAUAACGUUGUCUAACUAGGAAGUAGCCUCUUCCAGGAAGCUGAAUGUGUUAUGUUGCGCCCUACAAAGUGUUUGUACUGUAAGUAUUACACGCCACGUGUUUGACUGUCACAUUCAUCUUAGUCGUAGUUUUCCUUACCAAAAUUCGGAGGUGUUGAAAUCGCCAUGUAAAGUCGAUAAUGCUAAUAGUAGGGCGAAUACAAUGUAAAUUAGCAUCAAGCUCGCGCAUUUUGGAAGAGUGAAGCCUUACUUUACAUUUCAUUUAGAGGGAGUUUGCCUUAGUCCGCCCUUGACUUGAUUGUUUACGUGAGCGGCCGUUUAGUCUGCAACCGGACGUAACGUCACUUGCAACAAAGGUAUCGAAAAAUGGCACCGUUAGAUUUUAUGAGACUCAAUACCUGAAAACCUGAAUACACCUCCGCCCCGUACAGGCUAACCUCCGCCAACCUCCGAGGACAAAGCUGCGAACAAUGGGAGACCGGGCUUUCUGCUCCGCCGCUCCCAGUCUGUGGAACGCUCUCCCUGACCACCUGAGGGCACCACAGACUGUGGAUGCUUUUAAAAAAGGCUUAAAAACCCUUUUUUUUUUUAAAAAGAGCCUUUUUUUAGAUACACUACCGUUCAAAAGUUUGGGGUCACAUUGAAAUGUCCUUAUUUUUGAAGGAAAAGCACUGUACUUUUCAAUGAAGAUAACUUUAAACUAGUCUUAACUUUAAAGAAAUACACUCUAUACAUUGCUAAUGUGGUAAAUG